UCCAUGGCCAAAAAUCGGAACAUUUCGCUCCUUGAGUCGGAGCUCUAUUAUUUAAUUUCUCGUUUCCUAACUACGGGUCCCUGUCGGAGAGCGGCUGAGGUCCUCGCUGCUGAGCUGGAGCAACAUCAGCUCUUACCAGGAAGACUGGACUGGCUGGGAAACGAGCACCCGAGAACAUACGAAGAUGUGGUCGUGGCCAACAGACAUAUUGCACCUGACCAUUUGCUCCGGAUUUGUAAACAAAUUGGACCCCUCCUUGACAAAGAGGUGCCAUCUUGUGUCCCAGGUGUAUACUCUCUCCUGGGGUCAGGAAAGCAGUCCGUGCUCAGGACUACGAAAGACCGUGACAGUGUGCGGUUGAAAGCUUCGACAUAUGCAGCUCUUCACCGGGGCAGACCACCAGAGAGGCCUUUGAACAACAAACAACCUCCACACCUGGUAAAGGUUCAUCGAGGGAGAGAGCUGACGGGAGUGCAGUGCUUCAGCUCCAUCAGUCCUGUCGGCAACUAUGAGCACAUGCGUCUGCACAGGCGGAUCCUGGGGCAUCUGUCUGCUGUGUACUGUAUUGCAUUUGAUCGCACCGGGCUUCGAAUCUUCACAGGCUCAGAUGACUGUCUAGUGAAGAUUUGGUCUUCAUUUGAUGGAAGACUUCAUUCGACAUUGAGAGGACAUGCUGCAGAGAUCACAGACUUGGCUGUCAACUAUGAGAACACCUUAAUUGCUGCAGGAAGUUGUGACAAGACCAUACGUGUGUGGUGCCUUCGUACCUGUGCCUCCGUGGCUGUGCUGCAAGGACACAGUGGAUCUAUUACCUCCCUACAGUUUUCACCAUUUGCCAAGGGCUCCAAACGUUACAUGCUGUCAACUGGAACUGAUGCUACAGUUUGUUUCUGGCAGUGGGACGCCAACAAUAUAAACUUUAGUGAUCGGCCACACAAAUUCAUAGAGCGGCCGAGGCCUGGAGUUCAGACGGUGUGCUCCUCAUUCAGUCCAGGUGGGAUGUUCUUAGCAACAGGAAGUACAGAUGAUGUCAUUAGGAUAUAUUAUUUAGGAAACGGUAGUCCAGAGAAGGUAUCAGAACUCCACGAGCACACAGACAAAGUUGACAGCAUCCAGUUUUGUCAUUCAGGUGAAAGGUUUGUGAGUGGAAGUCGGGAUGGAACUGCACGAAUCUGGAAGCUGCAUCAGCGGCAGAGAUGGAGGUGCAUCCUGCUCAACAUGUCUGCUUCUCUUCCUGGUGCUGAACCAACGAGUGAAGAAGAAAACUACUUUAAACCCAAAGUCACCAUGGUAGCCUGGGAUCGUCAUGACAGUACAGUCGUCACUGCUGUGAACAACCAUCUCCUCAAAGUGUGGAACUCCUACACGGGGCAGCUGCUACAUGUCCUCAAAGGCCAUGAGGCUGAGGUGUUUGUCCUUGAACCGCACCCCUUUGAUCCAAGGAUCAUCCUGUCUGCUGGCCACGAUGGGAACGUCUUCAUCUGGGAUCUGCAGCGAGGGACAAACACGCAGCAUUACUUCAACAUGAUUGAAGGUCAGGGUCAUGGAGCCGUGUUUGACUGCAAAUUCACUCCUGACGGUCAACGUUUCGCCUGCACAGACUCGCACGGCCAUCUGCUCAUCUUUGGCUUUGGCAGUUCCAAACCCUACGAAAAGCUUCCAGACCAGGUGUUUUUCCACACGGACUACAGGCCGCUCAUUCGGGAUGCUAACGGCUUCGUGUUGGACGAGCAGACGCAGCAGGCACCUCAUCUCAUGCCCCCGCCAUUCUUGGUCGAUGUAGAUGGAAACCCCCACCCACCAAGAUACCAGCGUCUUGUCCCUGGGAGGGAGAACAUUGCUGCCGAGCACCUGGUUCCUCAGUUAGGAUACGUAGCCACCAGUGAUGGUGAGGUGGUGGAGCAGGUCAUCAGCCAGCAGACUGCAGAGCACGAGGCGAUCACAGUAAGACGCAGCAGCCUCCUGGACGAGGCCAUCCGACAGCUCCAGCAGCAACAAGAUCGGCAGAGCCAGCCUCAUGCAGAUGUGACAACGAGGUCCGGAGCUGGACCAGAAGGGCAAGUUGAAGCCCACGGCCCAGUGUUGGCACCAGCACCAAGCACACCUCGCAGAGUGUCUGUAAAUGACCGAGCAGAUGUGCAGUCCCCCCCAAACGUGGGUCUGCGCCGCAGCGGGCAAGUAGAGGGCGUAAGACAAAUGCAUCAAAAUGCUCCUCGCAGCCAGAUGGCCACUGAGAGAGACCUGCAGGCCUGGAGACGCAGGGUUGUGGUACCGGAACUGGCACCCAGCAGCUAUAGGAAUCAGGAGGACAUUCGACUAGUCAGAGGAGAUGAGGAGGUGCUUCUGUACAAUACAAAGAAGAGACGUGUUUUCUACAGCUGCCGGGAUGAUUCAGACGAUGAGCCUCCUGCAAAAAGAACCCAUGGCCGCAAAGGUUCACCAGAACUGAUCGAAUUCUCGUGUGAAGAGGGAGAGGAAACAGCCAGUUCAGACGUACACUCCGAGGAAAAUGAACUGGAUGGUAGUGAGCUGGACUCCUCUAAUGAUGAGGAGGAGUGGAACAGUGACACUUCAAGUCACACAUCCAGCGAGUACUCUGACUGGACAGCAGAUGCUGGCAUAAACCUGCAGCCCUCCACCCCCUUGUCAUCACGAAAACGAGCAAGGCGCAAACUCAGCAGCUCUGAGGAGGAGGAUGAAGAAAAUGAGGAAGAGGAGGAGAAGCAGCAAAGUGAUGAGGAGGAAAAACCUGCAAAGAAACACAAAGAGAAGUCUAAGAAAGCAAAAAGUCACUCACCCAGGCGUCCAAAGGCCAGACCAUCUAUUAACAGGGAGGUGUCCAAUGAGUUCAGACCGUCAGCGUGGAUCACUGAUGUCAUUCCCAGGAAGUCUCCGUUUGUUCCCCAAAUGGGCGAUGAGGUGAUCUACUUUCGUCAGGGGCACGAGGCGUAUGUCGAGGCUGUGAAUCGGAGUGAGCUUUACCCCAUCAACUUAGAUAAGCAGCCAUGGAAAAAACUGGAGCUGAGGGACCAAGAGUUUGUGAAGAUCACUGGCAUCAAAUAUGAAGUUUGUCCUCCAACACUCUGCUGUGUGAAACUGUCCCUUAUUGAUCACGGCACUGGCAAAAUAACCGACAAGUCGUUCUCAAUAAAGUAUCAUGACAUGCCGGAUGUGAUAGAUUUUUUGGUGUUGAGGCAAAGUUAUGAUGAAGCACUUCGUAGAAACUGGCAGCCAAAUGACCGAUUUCGCUCGGUGAUUGAUGAUGCCUGGUGGUUUGGGACCAUUGUCUGUCAGGAGCCAUACCAGCCAGAAUACCCAGAUAGCCUCUUCCAGUGCUUCAAAGUCAGAUGGGACAACGGGGAAACAGAAAAACUCAGUCCUUGGGAUUUAGAACCUAUUGUAGAUGAUGCCCAGGAGCCGGAGAUGGAGGGAGGCGGUAUCCCUGUGACAGCCGAGGAGAUGAAAGAACUGAUGUACAAGCCUCAGGCAGGGGAGUGGGGCGAGAGAAGCAGGGACCAAGAGUGUGAACGCAUCAUCGCUGGCAUCGAUCAGCUUAUUACUGUUGAGAUUGCGGCUCCGUUCUCCGGUCCCGUGGACUUGGUCCAGUAUCCCACCUACUGCACUGUGAUUGCCUAUCCCACAGACCUGGGCACCAUCAAGCUGCGCCUGAUGAACAGAUUCUACAGACGCCUCUCUGCAUUAAUUUGGGAUGCCAGAUAUAUCGCACAUAACGCUCGUACUUUUAACGAGCCAAGAAGCAAGAUUGCCCACUCUGCAAAAAUCAUCUCGAAUGCCCUCCAGAAAUUUGUCAAUAAUCUGAGGUGCACAGAUCUCAUGGAGAUUUACAGUGCUGUGGAGGAAAUGGAUGAUUACGAUGAGGAAGAAGAUACAGAAGCACCGGGAACGUCGUCUGGACACAGACUACGUCAGCACUCUGUAGAGGUGCUGCCAGACAGAGACGCCUGGAAAGAACAGUGUAAGAAUCUGCUCAACUAUAUAUUUGACUGCGAGGACUCGGAGCCUUUCAGACAGCCUGUGGAUCCUGAGAACUAUCCCGACUACUUCGACAUUAUUGAUACACCAAUGGACUUCGGCACAGUGAAAAGGACCCUGGAGGACGAUCACUAUGAAAACCCUGUAGAGCUGUGCAAAGACACACGCUUAAUAUUUGCCAAUGCUAAAGCCUACACACCCAACAAACGUUCCAAGAUUUACAGUAUGACCUUGAGGCUGUCUGCCUUCUUUGAGGAGCAGAUCAGAACAAUCAUAUCGGAGUACAAAACUGCUAUCAAAAGCAGCGAGCGGCUCCGCCGCAGUCAGAGGUUUCGCAAGAAAGCACAGCAGGACCAGCCCUCUGCCACUACAAGUCAAAAAAGGGUCAAAACUCAGGAAAAGUUGGAGUCAGUAUCAGUAGCCAAAUCUACCUCAACCAAAGUGUCGGUUCCUGAGAGAGCCAGGCGGAGUCGAGGCAGGAGCUCAGGUCGCAGCUCCUCAGAGGACGACUCCUGCUCCAAAGCUGCCUCAUCCACACCAGAGUCUGGGAGUGAGAGUGAACCCAAUGAUUCGGACCAAGAGAAGAAAUGUCCAAGUUCUUCAAAGCCUCAUCGAAGCAGGCAAAAAGCAAGAGUUACAAGAAGCAAUCGCUCCAAGCAGAGGAAAAAAGCUGCUCAGACUGACAGUGAAGAGGAAGAGGAGGAAGAGGAUUCUGAGAGUGAAGGUGGGGAAGACAGGGAGGCAUCUUCUCAGUCUUCAGAUUGUCUCUAUCCAAGCAGGAGGACACGGCUGACCAGAAACUGUGCUGCUGGAGACAAAACCAGAGCAGAGAGCAGAGCGGAAACCAACAGCCACAGCAGCAGGACAUUGCGCCGAAAGAGGCGUCCCCACCGGGACCCUGACAGAGUCGCAUCUCAGAGUUCAGAUGGAGAACAGGAGGUCGGCAUGCGCAGGUCUCUCAAAAGAAAGACGGCAAGGGCCGCCGUUAACAAGAUGAAACUUCUUGAGGCAUCCGAUGAAGACUUUGAAGAGGAGGAGGCGAGCAGCCGUAUUCGCCACACGGCUCGUAUCAGCAAACGCAGUGCGGUGAUCCAGAGCAGCUCAGACACAGAUGGAGAGACGUCAGCAAGAGGUUCUCAGGAUGCCAACGAAUCCGAUGAGUCCAAGGCUCAGGAUGAGGGCAAAAACAGUGACGUUUCAUCCUCCUUCCAGAUUAAACAAAAUGGAGAUGCAAAGUCCAUAAAACAGAAGACAAUGUGGCAGACUGCCAAGACUAAAAGAAAUGACACUUUGUCCCAUGUUAAUGGACACAGUGGAAAACAUCGGAAGUCUGAGAGCAGCUCGGAGCAAGAAGAACCUCCAGAGGACAGUUCUGCAGAAGAGGAGGAUCAGAAAGUCUCGAGAAGCACGGCAACCAGUUCAAGAAGGAAAACCAGGAUUGUUAGCGAGGAGGAGGAUGACGUGGGCGGCCAAGCCACGCGACGCAGACCUCCUGUAAGCUCAGAUGAAGACUAUAAAGAGGACAGUUCUCAGAACCUACACCAAAAUGGACAAAAUGUGAAAGAGUCAUUCCCCAUGGACUCUAAGAAAAAAAGUAAAGUUCUGCCAUCAAAAAGCCAAGACAAACAAAAACCUGCCUCAACUAAUAAAGGUGCAAAAUCAGAUGAACUCAGCGAUUCACCGAAGAGAUCCAGCCCGCGCAAGAAAGGAGUGAAAAAUGGGUCUGACUUUGAAACGAAGAGGCCGACUAGAAAUAAAAGUAAACGGCCUCGCUGCAACACAUCAGCUUCAGAGAGUUCAGAGCAAGAGUACAAACCUCAGCAGAAGUCGAGGAGGAAGCGUUCCACUGGAUCAUCGGAAGAAGAGUCAGAUAUGUCCGACGAUGCGUCGAACAGACGGCUGAACCUUCGAGCUCUACCAAAAAAGAAAUACAUCAUAGACAACUCUCUUUCUGAGGAGGAGUCUGCUUCAGCAAACCAGCAUAGACAAAGAAAUGGUAAAAAGAGAGACACAGACUCCAGUGAUGACCAGUGUAUUACAAGGAUGUCUAAGAGAACAUCUCUCAUUGAAGCAAGGAAUCAGCCGUCCACCAAGAGGAAACGGAUUUACACCACAGAGGAGGAGGAUGGAGAGAAGGAGCCAGUAAACGAUAAAAACAGCAGGUCACGCUCCUUAAAGCACUCCAAAAGGGAAUCCAAACGAGAGCGUGACUCUUCAUCCCACUCCGAUUCCAGUCAGGAGGAGAGUGUUGCCCGUUCAAGGAAAAACGCGAGGCAGCCUAAACCUAAAAGAAAGAAAAGCUGCAGCAGCAAGAACAGUUCAGACGCAGAAAGCGAGCGAUUGUCUUCUGCCUCUGAAAAAUCAUGUGCCAGCUCAGGGUCCAACAGCAGUCCAAAGAGAAGUCGAGCACGGACGCGGGCCGAGAGCCGCCAGCUGAGGCCGCGGCGCCACCGGGUCGCCUCGGAGGAAGAGGACAGCGACGAGCUGUGCAGCAAACCACAAAGACGCAUCAACACCCGAAACCGCGGGAAACGGACGGUAAAUUAUCACGACAGUGAAUGAAGUGGGGGGGGGGGGCAGCUGCAGGCUUGUUUGAAAAGGUGGACAUUGACUGGUGAGGUUCAGGACAUGUGAUGGUAGUAGCACUGGAGUCUGAAUAAAAUGCUGUGAAUCUAUUUCAUUCAGGGAUAUUUAUAUUUUCUAUGAAAAAAAAAAAAAACAUGUUUAUAGAUGUUCUACAAAUUCAAGCAUUAGAACGGCUGUUUUUUCAUAAAGACCCGGAGCAGAACACCACCUACCAGACUGCUUGUAGUUAUUCGGCCGGCAGAAUAACUGUUCUGGGGAAUCUUGUCAGCUUGGGUGCUAUCUAAUAUACCUCUGUUAAAUCAAGCAUAUUG
Molecule: messenger RNA, 6890 nt
Organism: Nematolebias whitei (Rio pearlfish)
Lineage: Eukaryota; Metazoa; Chordata; Actinopteri; Cyprinodontiformes; Rivulidae
Gene: brwd1
Product: bromodomain and WD repeat domain containing 1
Exons: 44
Coding region: 4-6555 (2183 amino acids)
Biological process (GO): cytoskeleton organization; regulation of transcription by RNA polymerase II; regulation of cell shape
Cellular component (GO): nucleus
Molecular function (GO): protein binding
Source: RefSeq, a predicted model, not a curated record